UCUCUCUCUCUCUCUCUCUCUCUCUCUCUCUCUCUCUCUCUUCUUCUUCUUCUUCUUCUUCUUCUUCGUUCAUUCCUCUUUCCAACCACACAAACCAAACCUACUCAUUCCACCCCUCAAAAACCGGGUCAAAUGACCCAAACCCAAGAAAAACCCACUAACCCAAUUCCCCAACCCCAAAAAAACCAAAAAAAAAACCAAUCUCAAUCUCAAUCUUCUUCUUCUUCAAGAAGCGGUAUGAAAUUAAUAGUGCCUCUUCAAGGUGUAGUUCAAGGUCGUGGUGGUCUUCUUCUCGGUAGUUUAAUCCCUUGUGCUCUUUUUUACUUUCUUCAAUUUUACCUUAAACGACGUCGUUCCAAUCACAACCCUUCUUCUCCUUCUUCUUCUCCUACGCUUCUUCCUCGUUCUUCUUCUCGUUCUAAUUUAUCCUCUCGCGGUUCAAUUUCUCGUGUUCGUGUCUCUAAACUCGCUUCAAUUCUUUCUAAACCUGAUGAUUCUCUCUAUUAUCUUGGUUUGGAUAGAGUUUCUCAAGAUCCUUUUCAUUCUUUGCUUAACCCCAAUGGAAUUAUUCAGCUUGGUUUGUCUGAUAACAAGUUGUGUUUGGAUUUGAUUGAGAAAUGGUUGGUGAAGAACUUGGAGGGAUCAGUGAUGGGGAAUGGUGAUAUCAAUUUGAGUAUUAAUGGGAUUGCACCUUAUCAACCGUUUCAUGGAUUGAACGAAUUGAAAAUUGCCUUGGCAGAUUUUAUGCAUCAGGUUAUGGGAGGAUCAGUGGAAUUUGACCCGUCGAAUAUGGUACUAACAUCCGGAGCAACUCCUGCUAUCGAGAUACUAUCCUUCUGCUUGGCAGACCAUGGAAAUGCAUUUCUUGUCCCUACACCUUAUUAUCCAGGCUUUGACAGGGACGUAAGAUGGCGUCCAGGGAUAGACUUAAUUCCUGUUCAUUGUCGAAGUACGGACAAUUUCAACCUAAACAUCACCGCCCUUGAACAAGCAUUUAGUCAAGCGAGAAAACGUGGAGUCAAAGUUCGUGGAAUUAUUAUCUCCAACCCUUCAAAUCCCGUUGGCAACAUUAUGACGCCUGAUAUGCUUUUCAGUCUUCUAGACUUUGCGGAAGAUAAAAACAUUCAUAUCAUUGCCGAUGAAGUAUUCGCAGGCUCCACAUACGGAAGCGAGGAGUUUGUAAGUAUAGCCGAAGUUCUUGAUUCCGAAUACGUAGAUAAAAGUCGUGUUCAUAUAAUAUACGGCCUUUCAAAAGACCUCUCGAUUGCCGGAUUUAGAGUCGGAGUUAUAUAUUCAUACAACAAAACAGUUUUGGAUGCAGCCAAAAAAAUGAGUAGAUUUUCGUCUAUAUCCGCUCCCACACAGAGAUUAGUCACUUCAAUGCUCUCAGAUACACGGUUCAUUCAGGAGUACAUUGAAACCAACCGUAAUCGAAUAAGACAGGUACGUGACGAGUUUGUUGAUUCUUUAACCAAACUAGGAAUCAAAUGUGCCAAGAGCAGUGCAGGUAUGUUCUGUUGGGCCGAUAUGAGCGGAUUAAUCAAACCUUAUAGCGAAAAAGGAGAACUCGAAUUAUGGGAGAAGUUCAUGACCGUUGCUAAAAUCAAUAUAACUCCCGGAUCGGCUUGCCAUUGCAUCGAACCGGGAUGGUUUCGUAUUUGUUUUACUACGAUAUCGUUUGAGGAAAUCCCUUUAGUUAUCGAAAGGAUUAGGAAAGUCGUCGAAAGUUGUAAAUCUUCCAAUUGAACAUUCUAUUAUUUUUUUCGACGAAAAUUAUCGUUAUCGCCUCAUGUUGUAGCUGUUUAAAAAAAUUUUGGGAAGGAAAUUAUACAUCUCUAGAUCUCAUUCAAGUUCAGGUUUCUUGCAGAAUGUAGAGUUUAUUAUAUUACAGAAAAAUUAAUCUCUUUUGGUGUA
Messenger RNA from Cicer arietinum (chickpea), 1914 nucleotides. Its product is annotated as probable aminotransferase ACS12. Gene Ontology annotation, biological process: biosynthetic process; amino acid metabolic process. Gene Ontology annotation, molecular function: pyridoxal phosphate binding; aromatic-amino-acid:2-oxoglutarate transaminase activity; L-aspartate:2-oxoglutarate transaminase activity. Lineage: Eukaryota; Viridiplantae; Streptophyta; Magnoliopsida; Fabales; Fabaceae. The record is from RefSeq and is a predicted model, not a curated record.